UCCAAUUGCUUAUGCAAGCUCACAACUACUCUGUUGAAAGAAACAUGCCAAAUCCUUCAAUGCCAACAUUGUAUUUGUGCAUUGGAAGUUAGUAAGACACGCAACUUUCAUUGCAGCACACUCAAAGUCUAUUCACCGCAAAGAAAGAAAGACAAAGAGAGAGAAGCUUUUGAAGCCGUGCCUUAACCACCGCAAGGUAAAAUUGGCACAUAAUGACUGAUUUACAUGAAUAACUGAAGUAAUAUAUUCUCAACAAAUGUCUAUAUAGACAAAUGACAUUUUGGAGAUAAUGACAUUAUUAUAUACCAGACAAACAACUGCGACUAAAAUGAAUCUAAGAUUUUGCGCUAUAGUGAUGUUAUCAAUGCUGGUAGCAGCCAUCUUCCUCAAUCUCGUCAGCUGCGAGGCCAACGUAAGUAACUUGGCCUUGGAGAAGGAACGAGUUGCUCGCAAAUACUUCGAGCUCGAGGAUUUGAAUAAAUUCGAUUUUCAAGUGGUUACGACAAGCAACACUGGGAAUAUACGCUUAAAAAGAGCCGCUCAGCAGCAACAACGAUUGAUCAGACAACAAACUCCGCAAAAGAAACAGAGACCCGGAUUCUUUUGGACCCUCGCCAGGGUUACAUACGAGACUUUCAAUGAUACGCGUUCGGCAAUCCAACAGAUAAGUCAGAUAGUUAAUGAGGCCAUCCCAGCCGAGCAGCCAAAAAAGACGAAGAAGCCGACAGUGCCGCCCAAGUCGUCGUCAGCUAAUUUGAAAGCUGACGAGACUGCGAGUGCAGGUAUCAACGCAACGACACUUGCACCAACGACUACGACUGAAGAAUUUAAAUUGACGAGGCCUCUACUUCAGAGUAUUCUUAGGCGAAAUGUUAAGGGUUUAGUUAGAUUGUUUAACAUCGAGUGGAAGGAUGCUAUGAACGAAUCUCGGAAAACCGUGGUUGAGUUCCGACGUGACCUUGGCAAAGAGAUCGGGAAGUACCUGCAAGACAAUCCAAACGCCUACCGAUAACGAGAUGCGAUCACCCACAUUUACAAUAGACGUGUGGGCUUCCAAUAUAAUCGUCGAGAAGUUUUAGGGGAGAAAAAUUCGCCUUGCAUUGCCAAAGACUUUGAUAAAAUAUAAAAGAUGGAGGCUAAACUUGCGCGAGUGCAGUGAAUCUUUGUUUGUAUCAAAGAAUGUAUAGUUUUGUAUAUUUAUUACGCUGUGUCGUCAAGCCAUUAAGACGUUUUACGUUCCCAUUGUGUGUACUACCAUUUCAUGCGCUAGCUCGCACGCUACAACACGUUAAUUGUGCGUGCUGCGUACGAAAAAAAUACAUGUAAAUAUAAGGCAUUGUAAUUCGACGUUGAAAUGUUUUAACCAAGCAUUGCCUAUGUCUGGCUCAACUGGAAUUUUAAUAGCCAAGCCGACGACGAGAAAGAUAACAUUGUGAAGACGACGGCGUAUAAAACGUUGUCAGUUGUAUUAUUUGUGUAAAGAAACGGCAUAAAGAAAAGUAUUCCGUUAACAUGACUCUUAACGAAUAAUAAAAAUGGUAUUUUGAUUUUAUGUA
Messenger RNA from Phymastichus coffea, 1556 nucleotides. RefSeq lists its product as uncharacterized. The transcript has 5 exons. The record is from RefSeq and is a predicted model, not a curated record. Bases 290 to 1012 code for a protein of 240 amino acids. Lineage: Eukaryota; Metazoa; Arthropoda; Insecta; Hymenoptera; Eulophidae.